CUUAGCUGGCGCCAUCUCACUCCGUACAUCGGUCCUGGUCAAUGGGCCGCUCCUUGGAGUCGAGGCCACUCCACCUGAAAUUAGAUGGUGGAGCUCAAAUCCUUUGCUCCUCGAUCAUCUCUCACGUUCGCUGUCUGAGAGACCGAAAUAACUCGAUUGGCUUCUCCCCAACUCGGCCAGCCUCAUCCCUCUUCCCAUCCAUUGUCCCGACUCGGGUGAUUUGCUCGACCCGAGAGUAUCCCCUAACCCACAAUUUCAGACAACCUAUGCAUUUUGGCUUUCUGGACCUGGUCCAACUUGGAUCCUUGAACCAAAGGACAUGCCCGCUUACUAGUACCAGGCCCAUCUCAAUGGCUCGAGAUACUCAGAUCGCCUCCCUGGCAUGUGGGGACGACCGUGAACGACGGGUCGCCGGGUCUGCCUAUCACUUCUGUCCUGUGCUGGCUUGGAAUCCGGCAAUUCUCGGUUCUGCGACUCCCUUUGCCAUCGGUUGGAUAAUGUCGCCCACGGUGGACCUGCAUUUCAAGUCUGAUUGGAGGACUACACUUCCCGUUUGGCCGGAAUAUUGAAUCUGAAAUUGAACACACUGGAGAAAACCAUUAAAGUCUAAAUGACACACAGAAAUCAACCCCCCAGUCCAUGGUUAAUGGAGGGACCAUUUAUGUCGCAGCAUGUCUAGGCCAGAUGUGGGUACACGCCCGUCGUGGUAUAUCAUCUCCCCGGCUCCCCCUUGUCCCUGCUGCUGUCAACAUCCAGCCAGUGGCCCCGUGCACAGUCAG
Aspergillus ibericus CBS 121593 is the source of this 779-nucleotide messenger RNA. RefSeq lists its product as uncharacterized. The transcript has a single exon. Bases 42 to 569 code for a protein of 175 amino acids. Lineage: Eukaryota; Fungi; Ascomycota; Eurotiomycetes; Eurotiales; Aspergillaceae. The record is from RefSeq and is a predicted model, not a curated record.